AUGUCAAGGAAUAAUACCAAAAAUCAUAGAUUUGUUCAGUAUAUGACUCCAAAUCUGUUGAUGAAAAAGACUAAAUCGGAAGAACCAGUGCGUGUUUUCGCUGUCAACCUUUCUGGCAAGAAUAGUGACUACAAAAUUGAAAUUAUUGAAAACUUGGAACAGUUUUCGGAAUUAAAACAGCUGAAUUUAUCGUAUAAUCGUAUCUACAAAAUUAGUGGAUUAUCAAGUUUGUGCCACCUCACCUCGUUGAAUAUUUCACAUAAUUGCAUCAAAUCUCUGGAUGGGAUUCAGUUUUUGUCUAAUUUGUUGGUACUGAAAGCUAACGAUAAUCAAAUAACAUCGGUCCCAAAAUGGCUGUGCAAACGGCUUCCAAAAUUGAAGACUAUCCAUCUGCACUGCAAUCAAAUCGACUCCCUCCAUCAAAUAACAUAUAUGCGAUCUUUAUCGAACUUAACAGUUUUCACAUUCGAAGGCAACCCAGCAGUUGAUCAACUCAUAGUCAGUGCUUAUAACAGUUGUAGCAGUGGUGAUGAAGCCGUACUAAAGAAUGCCAUUGAUAAAUUCGAUCCCAAUUCAGUUUAUCGAAUCUUCGUUAUAUUUCAUUUAAAUUCACUCAUAUUGCUUGACAACAAGGAAGUUCUUCCAUUUGAAAGACAAGUGGCUGAACAACGGUUUUCCCAAGUCGAAGUAUCUAGGUAUUUGGAGAAGUUGGAUAAGUGCGAAAGUCGUUUGAAUGAAGUAGAAAAUACGAAAUCUUCAUUGGAAAAGGACUUACUUAACCAUCAGUCUAAGUUAAAUGAAGCUUUGCAGAAAAGGAAUAUGGAAGGCGAAUUAAUAUCUCAUUUAGAAGAAGAGUUGCGUGCCAAAGACAAAAUACUUCAUUUCAAAUCACAAGAACUAGCUCGUGCCUGCUUAAAACAUUUUGAAUUGGAACAAGAAUUAGCUUUUCAUAAAAUCGAUGAGAAGUUGGGUUUAGCUGAUUUAUGUCUUCCGAAACUAAACAAUUCAUCUAACAUAUAUCAAAUUCAAGAUACUGGUGAUCAACCAUACCUGGGUAAAUGUAUGUUUAGCUAUAAACCAAUCAACAGAUCAUCAGUCAGUCAUCUAACCAGUAAACAUUUAUCUGAGGAUUUUUCAACUUCGAUAAAACAGCACAGAUAUUCACUUGAUCAACUUGUACAAAGCAAAAUGCAUCCAUCUGUAGAUUACAAUAAUGUAUGUGUUCCUCAAGAUGAUGAUUUGAAGUCGAAUAAACCAAAAAAUGAAAAUAUUACACUUUUGUCUUCCACUCAUGCUAUAUCGCCAGUUAAAGUGAAACAAGAGUGUGGAUAUGAGUCUGGCAAUGGCGAGGCUAAUCACAAUCAGUUGACUCGACCGAAUUCUGCACCUGAUCGUUCUAUUGUCAUUCCAUCUCCAGUAAAUGCAUUUCACUCUGAUAAAUUACAUAAAUUUUCAACUACUGAUAAAUGCGUUAACAAUGAAAAGUCGCCUGAAUUAUUGAUGAAGAAGAAAGAAAACGUGGAAUUAAUAGCCGAGAAGGUGGCAAAAACAAAAGAUAAACCAUCAUAUGAACCAUUUAAACAUUUGGAUAUAAAACAAGUUCAACUGGCAUUAUCAAAGCUACAGUCUGAACUAACAGAACUUCGAAUAAAAGAAGCCAAUAUGUCAAAAGUUGAUGAUGAUGAUGAUGAUAAUAUUAUGAUUAACAAAGAUAACAAUGUUGAUCCUUCGGACACUCAUAACUCUAAUAGAAUUGAACUGAAUAAUCGUGUACAAUUACUGGAAAAUGAAUUAAGUAAAAUGUGGAGGAUGACGAGUUUAUUGAAAUCACAACCUAGUGAUAUUGGAUCAGAUGGUCAAAAUACUAUUACAACAAAUAUCUGUUUAAAUUCUUUUGUCACUUUUCCGAGAGCAUUUUCAAAGGAAAUGAAACAGAAUUCACCACGUCGACAACGUGAACGGAGUUUUAGUCUUCCAAAUAAAGAUACUGAUCUUAAACAAAUCGUAUCUGGAAAUAAUUUCACUCAUGGAAAUGGAACAACAAGUGCAGGUUCUGAAUUUGGUUCCUGUGAAGAGAAAAUGAAUCACCAUCAAUCUAGAUUAUCUCGUGACAAUACUCAACGUUCAAUAACACCAUCAACGCCUAGUUCUCGAACUACAGGAACUGGUCGUAGCGCUUUAUUAUCUAUGCUAACUCCGCGUUCAAAUGAUACAAAUGAUUUAAAUAAAUCUCUUCCUUCGGGUAAUGAAUGGAAUACAGUGACUCAGUCUAAUGGUAAUCCUUUUAAUGAAAUUCGGGAACCUAUGAAUAGUUGUAUACCAUGUGGAUCAUCUACACCAGUUAGUAUGCAUAAUGUUAAGGCUAAAAUACCUAGUGUGCUUAAUUUCCCGCGUGGUACAGGGGUUGGUGGUGCAGUUCCUCCUCCUGCUCCUCCUGCUACUGGUCUUCCUUCUUCAACUACUCAACCACUGUUUGAAUCAUUUCACUCUAAUUCAUUUAUUGAAAAUAUAAAUGAGGAUGUCGUCGACAGAAAUUUUAGUCAACAAACAAAUUCUAAUAAUCCACAGUCAGAAAAUUUACACAGACGAAAACUCAGCAAUGCCAGAAAACAUCACAUUUCUAGACUACCUAAACCUACGCCUAGUCGUAGGUUUUCUCAUGGUUCAGAUGGUGUACAUUCUAGUGAUCAAAUGUAUACCACACAUCAUAGAAAAAGUAAAACAUCAGUUUCAAAAUGUAGAUCACGUCAAGGUUACUCGUUAGUAAGAUCUCUUUUCAAUUCUAAAGGUACAAGAAAAAAGCAUAAAUUACCACGAUCUCGUAGUGGUUCACACAAAUCUGAACAAACUCUAACCGAUUCAAAUUAUUCAAGUCAAAAUCAUAGUUUAAGUGAUCAUGCUGAAGAACUUCUGAAUUUGAUUGUUAUGUCGCGUGAUGCAUGCUCAGUUGAAGUCAAUCGUAUACGAGCUGAUUUAGCAAGAUUGCGUAAAGCUAAUUCAAAAGGAAUUGAUCGUCUAGGUCAGUCCAAAUCAAAUACUACUGAAAAUGUCUAUGCUGAUCGUCUUCCCCAGAUGCGAAAUCAUACAGAUUCACUAAAAACUAGAUAUUCACCGGCUGGAGAUGAUAAUAACGAUUGUACGUAUACAGAAAUUCAACAGCCUACAAGCUAUAAAAUACAAUCACAACGUGCAAAUUAUUAUCAACAGAAUUUAGUAGAAAAUAAUCAUGAUAAGAAUUUCAGUCCAAAUCGUAUACAGUCUAAACGUCAAACACGUAGAUUACUUCCACACACGAAAUCAUUUGAUGAUGGUGAUGAUUACGAUGUUGAUGAUGUUGAUAAUGAUUAUUAUAAUGAAUUGAAAAUAAAUGAUAAUCACAUAGAUAAUAAUAAUCAUAGUAAUAAUAAUAAUAAUGGAUGCAUUGAUGGUGAUGUUUAUGAUGAACAAAUGAAUUAUCCUUAUCGUUGUGGUGAUUAUAAGCGGGAGUAUGAACAGAUUGAUCCUAUAGAGCACAAAGCUUCGUCAAACCGAAGGAGAACAUCUCAUCAGAGAAAUUUAUUGACCGGUAGACGUCCAAGAACAAGAUCAAUACCUCGUCAUCCGCCACUCAGUACUAAUUAUUCACCAUGUCGGAGGCUUAAUUACGAGCGAAGAUGUUCUCGUGGGCAUUCAUUGGACUAUACUCGUCUAUAUCCUAAGCGAUCGUUAGUACGGAACUCUGCAACGAGUUUACUAAACAACUUAGAAUAUCAUGAUAAUGAUCCUUCCUCAGAGACUGCAGCUUUAAUUCACCUAACUGAUGAACUACUUGGAUUACGUCAAGGUUUGAAGAGAACACGUGAAGUUAAUUCAGAAAGACUUGAAGUUGCUUUAAGGCAUAUUUCACUACUUGAAUUAGAGUUACAACGUCAACGUUGCUUGAAUCAUGAUGCUGAAGUAGUUAGACAACAUGAGAUUGAACGUUCUCGGUGGGAAAAGCGUUUAGCAGCAACACUUGGCGAAUUAAGGUAUUGUCAAACAAAUAUUGGUAAACUUCGAGAACAAGUUGAUCAACUAGAAGCUUCAAGAAAACUUUCAGAUAAGUCUGAACAAAAAUUAGAACGUCAGCAAAUGGAAUUAGAUCAAACAAAAGCAACUUUAGAUGCACAAAAAGAAGCGAUAACCACCUUGAAUAAUCUACUCAAUUCAUUAUUAGGUCUUAAUCCAAAUGAUGUAUCCCCAAGUGACUUGGAAAGAUUACAAGUUGGUUUGCUUGACUUACAGAAACGUAUGCAGCCGGAUUCUUCUAACCAGUAUUCAAAUCAACACCAACAGCAAGUACCCAUUGCAUUCCCUCGUCAAACUCUCCAUCGUGCUCAAUCUCUAAUGACUGGUCUUACUGCACCUGGAAAUGAACAUAUAAACAGAGUGGAUUGGUUGAAUCCACCAAAUGUUAUACCAACUCCUGUAAUUCAAUCUACAGGUGUAAAUCAUCAACUCUACUGUAAUGUCCCUGAACAUCAUGAUUUAGAAGAUUGUCUUGGUCAAUUACAAUACAGGAUAGAAGAGUUAUCUGGUCAACAGGAUAGUACUCAGAAUAAGCUACGACAUGGUAUGAAGAUACGUAAGAAAUUGGAGACUCAGUUAGAGGAACAAGAUACUGUGUUAGGUCGAUUAAAAUCCGAACUAUUAUCCUGUCAAGAAGAUUUAAAGGCUGCAAAACAAGAAGUUACACGUUUAUCAUCUGAAAAAGAAGCUGCACAAAAGUCAAAACAGGAAAAUUUGACCAGUAUGGUUGCCGAUCUAGCCACCUUGGAAGCUACAGUUAACCAACGUCGUACAGAACUUACCACACUAGAAUCUAAUAUACAAGAUUCAGAUCAACAGCUUUCAAUGCUUAAAGCGCAGGCAAAGGAAACUGUUUCAAAAUAUGAAGAAACUAAACGUGAAUAUGAUACUUUAAAGUCUCAGUUGGAUAUGAUACGCUCAGAGAAAUCACUGGCUGAUGAAAACUUAGAACAAUUACGCAUCAAAUUAUCAAAAACUAAUCUUCAAGUUGAACAAUUAGAAUCCGAUAAAUCAAGUCUUGAGAAGCAACUGAUACAACUAGAAGAUGCUGUUAACACAAAGAAACUGGAGUAUAAUCAACUAUUACCUAAUUUAAGUGAAUUAGAGACAAGAUUGACUCGUACUCAACAUGAUAUUCAAAUCGGGGCUGAACGCAUACGCACUGAAUUAACUCGACUAGCCAGACAGAUUGAAGAAGAUAAACUUCGUUUAGAAGUGAUUGCUCAAGAAACAGAAACAAAGAAGACUGAAUUAGAAGUUAUCAAGGCUGAAAAACGACGUGAAUUAGAAAAUUGCAAUUCUAAUGUACGAGAGUUGGCUAAUCAAACUGCAAAUAAACAACGUGAAUUAAAUGAAACACAGGCAUCAUUAAAUGCUUCUCUUGAUGAAAAAGAGCGUAUUUUACAGUCAGUUAAAGCACUUCGUUUAGAACGUGACAAUAUACGCAUGGAAUUAGAACGUGAACAAAAGUCUGUCUCCGAAUUAACUGCGUUAGUUACUAGACAAAAGCGUGAAUAUGAACAUCUCACAGAAAUGUCGCAUUUAGAAGAAUCAAGAUUAUUGAACUUAAGUUCACAACAACGUGAUUUAAUUAAUCAAUUAGAAAAACUUCAAACACAAUUAAAUGAAGAAAAUGAAGAAUUACGUGAACGAGAAUUAGCAAAGAUUAAAAAGAAUACAGAAUAUGAGAAUGUUCGUAAAGAUGUUGUCCGUGAACAAGCUGAUUUAGAGCAUAUUCGUAAAGAGAAGGAGCAAGUGGAACUGGAGUUAGCUCAUCUACGACAUGAACGUGAUAUAACAGUAUCUCAGUGGAAUAGUUUUCAAUCGAAAGUAAAAGACUUAGAAGUUCAACAAACUUUGCUGAAAGAUUCAAUUGCUGAAUCACAAUUAAUGUUAGCACGAAUUAAAGCUGAAUCUGAAGCAGCAUCCAAGGAACUUUGUCAAAAGAAUAUUGAACGGAAUGCAGCACUAGCUGAUUGUGAUAGAAUAUUUAAACAGACAACUGAUAGUCGUGAUGAAUUCAAUAUUGCACAACAACGUUUACAGAAAGCUAAUGAAUUAAAACAAUCUAUCGAAUCUAGCUUGAAUGAACAACGUCGCCAGCGUGUUCUUCUGUCAGAUGAAUUAAGUCAUUUAGAAGAAGCAGUUCAUGCUGGUAGAUUAGCUAAACAAUUAGCUGAUGAAAAUAAACUGGCAAGUGAAGAUUCACUUAGAAAUGUGAUGAAUAAAUUGAAUAAAAUACAAAAUGAAAAGAAAAUUAUUGAAGAGGAACUGAAUAACUUACGAAUCUCAAAAGACAGUGAACAAUGUCGCUUAGACGAGCGCCUUCAUAAUACACGUCAACAUUUAGAAUCUGUUGAAUUGGAACUGUCAAAAAAAUCAUCUAAAUUGAAUGAAGUAAAUGAAAGAUUGAAUAUCCUCCAGAAUGAAUUAAACAGCAAAGAGUUGGCAAAAAGUAAAUACGAAGAAAUGGAAAAGGAGCUGGAGGAAUUAAAACAACAACGACAACAGGAACAACAAAAAUCUUCAACGGGAGGUGAUAAUGUAAAUAAACAGAUCUCCCAUAAUCAUCGAUACAAUGAGCUGGAAUUGAACAAUUCGCUUCAACUACAAGAUAAUAAUAAUAAUCUAUUACAAGUAUUAAUGGAUACUAAAUCAGCAUUGAUAGCUGCUCAACGUGAAUCAAAACGCUUGAAAAGGCGUACAGCUCGUGAAGUUGCUGAAUUAGAACGUGUUGCUGAAGAACAGUGUAAUCGUGCUGGUGAUUUAACUGAACAGCUAUCUUUAGCUAGACGUCAAUAUGCUCAAUUAAAAAGUCAAAUUACCACUUAUGGAAUUCUUAUGGAUGAAGUGAUUACGAUUGCCUCUCAGACAGAAUUAACUGAACAUGGGAAACGAUUAGAAGCUGCUCUGUCAGCAGUUCGAGCUGAACUGGAACAACACAAUGUGGUGAAUACACUGAUUGAUGAAAGUGGUGGUAGUGCAUCUACAAUUUUCGGUCAAAGAAUUAAUGAAGUAUUGAAUGCUGAACCAGAUUCAAGAAUCUCACAAGAUCGUUUGCUAAGUGAUGCAAGAACUCAGGUAUUCAAUCAUUUUUUACAAAUUCAUGUUAGUUUUUGAUGGGACUCUUGAUUCGUUGUAUUGAUAGAAAAGUGGUUGUAUGUAUGAAUGAAUCAGUGGAUGGUAACAAAUUUAGCUAGUCAUCCCAUGCACUUGGUGCUCAAAUGUUUUAUGUGCUUAUUUAUCUCAGUGUCAUACUGUGAUUCACUGUAAUAUGGUGUUCGGUGCUAGACUUGGCUAACAGUCGCUACUUUAACGUAAUGGUCGGGCUUGUAUACGGUGCAACAAACUGUACUGCCUGGAAAGAUUGUAUCUGCAGGUCCUUUCGUCAUGGGAUGGAGAUAUACUAACGGCAGGUCUUUUCACAUUGUAGGCAGCUUGACUACUUCAACCGAAAUCGUACUGCUGUUGAACGGAGCAUGGCAGAGGUUAAGAGGAGUAGUGCGUUUCAUUCGGAAAACCAGCAAGUCAACAUGGCUGCAUUUCCACUCUGAGGGAAUAAUCCAAGAGAAGUUGACUACAUAAACUGCAAAUCCCAAAUCACCCAUUGCUACCUAAUAGUCAGCCGUAGGAUCAUUCCUGUGGAAAGAACUUCUGAAAUUCCAACGCACGCGUUCAACCUAAUCAAGGCCCUCAAUCUGGACAAAAGUGAUUCUUUCUUUCAGGCAUUAGUAGCUAAUCCACAGAAACAGUGUUUGACUUAAGCUUCAUGAAUGUUGAUGGUCAUUUUCAAACCAAAGAUGUGGCCUUGUGAAAAUCCGUGUUCCAUAUGAUAUUCAAACCUGCAUCAUUCAAUACCCUAAGUCACAGACACUAAGCCAUUAAAGGGAAAUUGAUUUCCUGGGGAUCUACUUACAGCAUUCAUUAGGAGGAUAGUAUUGUGGUGAGAGCAGGCUGCUAGCCAAAUCGGUAGACAUUAAUUUACGUCAAUGUGUAUGUCCCAAGUAUUGGUCGUGAGAAAAUAUGAACAAAGACUGAUUCAACAAACAACCACAGCACACUUUGCGUAGGCGGAUACAGUUAA
Molecule: messenger RNA, 8131 nt
Organism: Trichobilharzia regenti
Lineage: Eukaryota; Metazoa; Platyhelminthes; Trematoda; Strigeidida; Schistosomatidae
Source: the annotation of a GenBank genome assembly